Brassica oleracea var. oleracea is the source of this 2603-nucleotide messenger RNA. Its product is annotated as phosphatidylinositol 4-kinase gamma 5. The record is from RefSeq and is a predicted model, not a curated record. The transcript is spliced from 2 exons. Lineage: Eukaryota; Viridiplantae; Streptophyta; Magnoliopsida; Brassicales; Brassicaceae. Bases 398 to 2272 code for a protein of 624 amino acids.
CCCUCGGGUUAAGCGGUGUGGAGAGGUUAAAAUGUUUGUGUAAGUGAUGACGAAGCGAAAGAGAUAGGAACAAGACGAGAAAGAACAGCUUCAAAGCGAGAGACCUUCCUGAGUCGACUCAGAACGAGUUGGCUUUAUUUUAAUCUCCUCUGCACUAUUCGUUGUCGAGCUCCUUCUCUCGGUUGGCUGUUUCACCUAAGCUCAUAAUCCCUUCCUCUCCCUCUCCUCGCCGUCGCGUCAUUUUCGUUUGAUUGUUUUGUUGUUAUGCUCCUGUCAUCUGGACUUUAACUAUGGAAGCUCGUCUUGUUUAGGUUGAUUGGUCUUUGGAUUUAAGCAAGGGACUUUCUUUUGAAGCCAUCUUAGAGGCUGUGACUUCUUUGGCUGGUUCUCCACAUUCAUGUCCCGUAAGCUCAACAGUCCUAUUCAGACACAAAUGGCAGUUUCUCUUCUAAAGAGCCCCUUGACCGGGGAGUUCUACGAGUUUAACAAGAUGGGGAUGAAGCCUCCCGUUGGACGCAGGCGUGUUUUUGUCCAAACGGAGACUGGUUGUGUACUGGGGUUGGAGCUGGAUCGCAGUGAUAACGCGCACACUGUUAAAAGGAAGCUGCAGGUUGCUCUCAACUUCCCUACGGAUGAAAGCUCUUUGACUUUUGGGGAUUUGGUGCUUAAUAAUGAUCUUACAUCAGUCAGGAAUGAUUCUCCUCUGCUACUAACUCGGAACAACUUUCACCGGAGUUCAUCGACUCCGUGCCUUUCUCCCAUGAGAGCUGAUCUUCAGCAGGGUAGAGAUGAGUCCAGUUCUAUUGAGAUUCUUGGGAACUCGGUUUGUUCGUCCUUUGUGAGGCAGAUGGCGAAGGAUAUUACAAAAGCGUUGAAGAGAGGGAUUGAUCCUGUUGCUGUCAAUAGCGGUCUUGGAGGAGUCUACUUCUUCAAGAACAGCCGUGGUGAUAGCGUUGCGAUUGUUAAACCAACUGAUGAGGAGCCAUUUGCUCCUAACAACCCUAAAGGCUUUGUUGGUAAGGCGCUUGGACAGCCUGGGUUGAAACGCUCUGUGCGUGUUGGGGAGACAGGUUACAGAGAAGUCGCGGCGUAUCUUCUUGACAAGGAUGGUUUUGCAAAUGUUCCUCCCACUGCUCUCGUGAAGAUCUCUCAUUCUAUAUUUAAUGUUAACAAUGGAGUGAAGGCGAGUAAGCGUAUGGAGAAGGUGUUGGUGAGCAAGAUUGCUUCUUUGCAGCAGUUUAUAUCUCAUGACUACGAUGCUAGCGAGCAUGGAACGUCCAGCUUCCCUGUUUCGGCUGUGCACCGUAUAGGGAUUCUUGACAUUAGAAUCUUGAAUACGGAUAGGCACUCAGGGAACCUUCUGGUUAGGAAUAGGAAGCUGGAUGGUGUGGGGAUGUUUGGCCAAGUGGAGCUUAUUCCGAUUGAUCAUGGUCUUUGCUUGCCGGAGACUCUGGAGGAUCCUUACUUUGAGUGGAUUCAUUGGCCACAGGCGUCGAUCCCGUUCUCAGAAGACGAGCUGAAGUACAUAGCGAAUCUUGAUCCUUUUAAAGAUUGUGAGAUGUUGAGAAGGGAGCUUCCGAUGGUACGAGAGGCUAGUCUCAGAGUUCUAGUUCUAUGUACGAUUUUACUUAAGGAAGCUGCUGCUUAUGGUCUAUGUUUGGCUGAGAUUGGUGAGAUGAUGACUCGAGAGGUUCGUGCUGGAGACGAGGAGCCUAGUGAGAAUGAAGUGGUGUGUCUUGAGGCUAGGAGUUUGGUAGGAGAGAAGGAAGCUGAGUCUCCAAGAUCAGACUUGGGCGGUGAUGUUGAGUUCCAGUUCGAUUUAGAUUGUGAGGAGAACAUCACUUCCCCACUUGGAUUCACUCUUGGUAAUGCUCGUACUCAUCUCUCAAAGGUCGAAGAGACAGCAGAGGAAGAAGAAGAAGAGGAAGAAGAGAAGGAAGUGAAUGAGAUAGCUAUUCCAGAGAAAAUGGCGGCAGUUAGCAAGCUUUCAAUGUCUUUGAAAAGCACUCUUCUUGGUGAAAAGAGCCAGAAGUAUCAGAAACACCCAGGAGCGAGAGCAGAGAGCGGGUAUGCUUCGUCUGGACACAGGAGUGCAGAAGAGCAGAUCCCAGCAAGCACAAGCUUUGUGAAGCUCUCGGAUAUGAGUGAAGAGGAGUGGAAGAUUUUCCUGGAGAAGUAUCAAGAGCUGCUUUAUCCAGCAUUUGCAAAGCGCAAGGCCAUAACUUUAGGACAGAAUCUGAGGCAGAGGCUGGGAACUUCGUGUCAGUUUUGAGAUGUCAGAGAUUGAAGAAGAAGAAGAAGAAGAAGAAGAAGAAGAAUAAAGGAUUGUGUUAGUAAAGGGUUUGGCUUAAGACUGAACUGGUGGAAAAGGAUGGUCAAGUAAGAGAAGAGUGGUAUGGAUUUUAGUGUAAAUAUUGGGUUGAUGUCAGCUUUUAGUGUGGAGGAGAGUCGAGAGUUGAAGAGAGAAUUUAGUCACAGUCUUUUUUCAUUCUUUUAAAAAACUUCUAAAACCCUCAGGGUCUUGUUGGUUUCUACCGUACUGUCUCGUUUAAAGCAUUUAGACCCUCUUAUGUUUUAUAAAUCACUUUGUACAUUAAGAAAGA